This is a messenger RNA of Pichia membranifaciens NRRL Y-2026, 1272 nucleotides long. RefSeq lists its product as hypothetical. Gene Ontology annotation, molecular function: 3-dehydrosphinganine reductase activity. The transcript is spliced from 2 exons. NCBI's taxonomy places the organism in Eukaryota, Fungi, Ascomycota, Pichiomycetes, Pichiales, Pichiaceae. Gene Ontology annotation, biological process: sphingolipid biosynthetic process. Gene Ontology annotation, cellular component: endoplasmic reticulum membrane. Bases 270 to 1238 code for a protein of 322 amino acids. The record is from RefSeq and is a predicted model, not a curated record.
CCGUCCUUGCGGCGGCGGCGGCCGUCCACGUUGUGUCGUGGGCGCUGCAGUUCUUCGGCCACUUCCACUACGAGCACCGCAGCCCCGCCGUGCUGGACAACCCGGUCCAGCCCCUCGUGUUGGCACCCUACUUGGUGCUCUUCGACUGCGGAACAUGACAUGAAUGCAGGGUGGUUUUCCUCACCAGGUGGCUCUGGGAGGCAAAUUGGCCACGUAGUGUUCUUGUGGCGGAUUUGUACUUGUGUAGAUGCAACCGUGUAUACACCGCAAUGGGCUUCGAAGUGUUCAACCGCAUCGUCGUGGUGUCCGGGGCGUCGCAGGGCCUCGGACGGUCGCUCGCAGACAAGCUGCACGCCCGCGGCGCCAACCUCGUGGUGCUGGCACGGUCAAAGGACAGGCUCGAGCAGCUGGCAGCACAGCACGAGCAGGACAAGCGGCACGCAGACCAGUUCACGCUUGCGUACGCAGUGGACCUCUCGGACGCGGGGCAGGUGGAGCAGCUGCGGGGGUUUCUGCGCAAGGAGAUGAUCGACCCGGACGUGGUGUUCUGCUGCGCAGGGUCGUCGGUGCCCAAGCUCUUCGGCGACCUCUCGCUGGCAGAGCUCGACGCAGGCAUCGACAUCAACUACAAGACGUGUCUGUACCUGCUGCACGCGCUCGUGCCCGCCAUGGUGCUCGACGCAGACCCGAGGGACGCCGGCACGGACCGCGAGAAGCACGUUGUGAUCCUGUCGUCGUCCGUGGCGUUCUACUCCUUCAUCGGGUACUCGCAGUACGCGCCGCUGAAGGCGGCGCUCAAGGCGCUCGGCGACACGCUCCGCCACGAGCUCAAGUACCACGGCAUCCGGGUCACAACCGUCUUCCCGGGCAACUUCGCCAGCGAGGGCUACGCCGAGGAGAACCUCACCAAGCCGUCGAUCACCGCCGACGUCGAGGGCAGCAGCAAGCCCAUCUCCGUCGACGACUGCGCCGACAUCGUCCUCCGCCAGCUCCACGCCGGCACCACCUACAUCCACACCGACCUCAUCGGCUGGGUGCUCAACUGCUUCAGCCUCGGCUUCGGCCCCCGCUCGUGGUGGCCGCUCCAGGUCCUGCUGGCGCUCUUCGGCGCCCUCUUUGCCCGGCUCAUCGACCUCUACCACGAGUCGCUCAUCGCCAAGUGGUACGCCGCCAGGGACGCCGCCAGAGGCGGCUCCACCGGCCCUAGCGGCCCCGGCGCCGCCCGCAAGCUCAAGUAGAACAGUAAUAAAUAAUUCGCAUUGUUCGCCCGUA